This is a messenger RNA of Hordeum vulgare subsp. vulgare (domesticated barley), 2039 nucleotides long. Its product is annotated as probable pectinesterase/pectinesterase inhibitor 13. Gene Ontology annotation, molecular function: pectinesterase inhibitor activity; pectinesterase activity. Lineage: Eukaryota; Viridiplantae; Streptophyta; Magnoliopsida; Poales; Poaceae. Gene Ontology annotation, biological process: cell wall modification. The transcript is spliced from 2 exons. Bases 103 to 1923 code for a protein of 606 amino acids. The record is from RefSeq and is a predicted model, not a curated record.
CCUAAUAAUAGGGGACUUGGUCGUUUGAUUCUUUGUGCGCGGCAUUGUCGCUGCCGCGCAUCGUUUGAUUCGUUUCUCCAAUUUGUGUGGCUGUCCGCGGCAAUGUCGAAGCCGCGGCUCUCCUCCCGCAGCGCGCCGGCGGAGUCAGAUGAAAAUGCGUCGCGCACGAAGCUCCUGAUCGGCGGUGUCUCGGCCUUCCUGCUCCUCGCCAUGAUUAUCGGCACGGCGGCCUUCUUUCUGUCGGAGAAGGCCGAGGACGAGGGGGACGCGGACGACCAAAUGAUGACCUCCACGAUGCGCACCGUCGACCUCUUCUGCGCGCCCACGGACUACCAGGCCACGUGCAAGGAGACGCUGACCAAGCCGCUGGAGCGCUCUUCCAACCAGGUCGACCACCCGCACGCCGCCGCCGCCGCCGCCAUCACCGCCGUCGGCCGCGAGCUCGCCCGCGGCUUCAACGAGUCCUCGCUGCUGGAGGCCGUGCGCCGGAGCAACGACACGCUGGUCCACGAGGCCCUGCUCGACUGCAAGAUGCUCCUGGAAGACUGCGCCGAGGACGUGACCCGCGCGCUCUCCAGCGUCGCGUGGCGCGGCGUCGACGGCCCGGCGCAGGACCUCCAGGCCUGGCUGAGCGCCGUGAUCACGUUCCAGGGCUCCUGCGUCGACAUGUUCCCCAAGGGCGAGGUCCGCGUCCAGGUGAAGGAGAUCAUGGAGAAGGCGCGAGAGAUCUCGAGCAACGCCAUCGCCAUCAUCCAGCAGGGCGCUGCCCUCGCCGCCAUGCUCGAAAUCGACGCCGGCGCGGAAGUCAACCUACCCGUACCCGACGACGCGGACGACAACGACAACACCACCACGGCCGACCAAAGCGACGGCGAGCGCCAGCUCCGGGAGUCCGUGUCCGACGUCCCCACGUGGGUGCCCAGAGAGGACCGGAGGAUUCUCGAGGAGGCGGAAGAAGAACACAAUGGCGUGCUCAAGCCCAACGUGACAGUGGCCAAGGAUGGCUCCGGCGAAUUCGCAAACAUCUCGGCCGCCUUGGACGCGAUGCCGAAGGAUCACAGCGGGAGGUAUGUGAUUUACAUCAAGGAGGGUGUCUACGACGAGUCCGUGAACGUCACCAACGGGAUGUCAAACAUCACCUUCUACGGCGACGGCCCGAAGAAGUCCAUCAUCACCGGCAGCAAGAGCGUCGCCGACGGCGUAAGGAUGUGGAGAACCGCCACCUUGGCGGUGGACGGGGACAGAUUCAUGGCGGUGAAGCUGGGGAUCCGAAACACGGCGGGGGACGAGAAGCAGCAGGCGCUGGCGCUGCGCGUCAAGGGCGACCGGGCCAUCUUCUUCAACUGCCGGAUCGACGGCCACCAGGACACGCUCUUCGCGCAGGCCUACCGGCAGUACUACCGCAGCUGCAUCAUCUCCGGCACCGUGGACUUCAUAUUCGGCGACGCGGCCGCAGUGUUCCAGCGCUGCGUGCUUCUCGUCAAGGACCCGCUCCCGGGGAAGCCGGGCGUGGUGACCGCGCAUGGCCGCCGCGACCGUCAACAGACCACCGGAUUCGUCCUGCACCGGACCCGCAUCGUGGCAGAUGAAGCCCUCGCCAGCAAGUCGUCGACGGUGAAGACCUUCCUGGGGCGGCCGUGGAAGGAGUACUCGAGGGUGGUGGUGAUCGAGUCGGUGAUCGACGGGUUCGUGCACGCGCAGGGGUACAUGCCGUGGGAGGGCAAGAACAACCUGGGCACGGCGUUCUACGGCGAGUACGGCAACAUCGGGGACGGCGCCAACAUCACCGCGCGAGAGGAGAUGAAGGGGUUCCACGUGCUCAACAAGGAGAAGUCCAAGACGUUCACGGUGGAGCGAUUCCUGAACGGCGGUGAGUGGAUACCGGAGACGGGCACGCCGGUGAGGCUAGGGCUGUUCGGCUGAUAUAUGCAGAUGGGUGGAGUGUGUUCAUCGAUCCCUGUGUACGAAUGCGUUGUUAGGUUCAACUGUAAUGUUAUGAAUGUACAAAAUACAGUCAAAAUAGUGACUUCAAAACGGAA